This is a messenger RNA of Heterocephalus glaber (naked mole-rat), 1620 nucleotides long. NCBI's taxonomy places the organism in Eukaryota, Metazoa, Chordata, Mammalia, Rodentia, Bathyergidae. The record is from RefSeq and is a predicted model, not a curated record.
AUGGCCUGUAUCCAUCUCUUAAAGUUCUUCCUGCUUCUGGCCCUCACAGCCACCUCCCAAGGCAAACACCUUGGCCCCACAUCUCACCUGCGUUACUCCAGAUUCAUAGAUCCUUCCAAUGCCAUUUUCCUGCGCUGGGACUUUGACCUUAAGGCUGAGGCCAUCGUUUUUGAGCUCCAGGUUCAAACUGCUGGCUGGGUAGGUGUGGGCAUUGCAAAUCGCUACACCGUUGUGGGAGGUGACCUGGUCGUUGGAGGAGUCCUGCCUGAUGGCAAUGUCUAUUUCUCGGAUCAGCACCUUGUGGAUGAAGACACUCUAGAGGAGGAUGGGAGCCAGGAUGCUGAGCUGCUGGGGCUAACAGAAGAUGCUGCCUAUACUACCAUGCGCUUUUCUAGGCCUUUCCGCUCCUGCGAUCCUCAUGACCAGGACAUUACAAGUGACACGAUUCGAGUCCUGACUGCCUAUGGCCUGGAUGACAUGCUAAAGCUGAGGCGGGAGCGCACUUUUGUCAAGUCCAUCUUCCUGCUACAAAUAUUCCACCCUGAGGAUCUGGAUUUCCCCGAGGACACCAUGGUCCAUGACUUGGAGAUCACUGAUUUCCUCAUUCCAGAGGUCGAUACCACCUACGCCUGCACCUUUCUGCCUCUCCCCAUCGUCAGCGAGAAGCAUCACAUCUUCAAGUUUGAGCCCAAGUUGACAGACCACAACGAGACCAUGGUGCACCACAUCCUGGUGUAUGCCUGCGGCAAUGCCAGCACCCUCCCCAAGGGGAUCAGCGAAUGCUACGGAUUCGACCCUGCCUUCUCCCUCUGUUCACAGAUUAUCGUGGGCUGGGCUGUCGGGGGCCUUAGUUACCAGUUUCCAGAUGAAGUGGGCAUCUCUAUAGGGACCCCCUUGGACCCUCAAUGGAUCCGCCUGGAGGUUCACUACAGUAAUUUCCACAACCUACCUGGUGUGUAUGACUCCUCAGGGAUUCGAUUGUACUACACCACUCGUCUGCGGAAAUACGAUAUGGGUGUCCUCCAGUUGGGCGUACUGACUUUCCCCAUCCAUUUCCUACCCCCGGGUGCUGAGUCCUUCAUGUCUUAUGGGCUGUGUAAGACAGAGAAGUUUGAAGAGGUGAAGCUGGGAGGUACCAGCACCCUUAAUGAGAUGUGCCUUGUCUUCCUCUUCUACUAUCCCCGAAAUAACAUCUCUAGCUGCCUGGGGUAUCCUGACAUCGGUCACGUGGUCCAGGAGCUGGGGGAAGCAGCUGCAGAAAGUCCCAUGGAGAACCUGAUGGUCAUGAGCAGUGUUGAAUGGACUCCAGAGAACAUUAAGGCAGCCGAGAAAGCCUGCAAGGAGGCCCGGCAGACAGUGAUGCUCAAGACUAUCAAUGAGUUGAUAGAAAACACCACAGGCUGGAUUCCUGACAUCAUCCCUACACCUCGGGGUCCUUGUUUGGAGUCCUCUGGAGGCAAAGUGGAGCCCCAGGACCAGACCCCUGCAGGCUUCCGGGCUGCACCAGUGGUCCUUUCUGGCUCCAACACUGCUACCCUGAGGAGCAUCCCCCUGGCUGCCCUCUUGUUCCUGCAGGGCACCAUUCCAUGGCUCCUUGCCAUGCUGCAGACUGGAAUCUAA